This is a messenger RNA of Rattus rattus (black rat), 2628 nucleotides long. It is a transcript of the gene Bbox1, whose product is annotated as gamma-butyrobetaine hydroxylase 1. Gene Ontology annotation, cellular component: mitochondrion. Lineage: Eukaryota; Metazoa; Chordata; Mammalia; Rodentia; Muridae. The record is from RefSeq and is a predicted model, not a curated record. The coding region runs from base 91 to 1254 and encodes 387 amino acids. The transcript has 8 exons. Gene Ontology annotation, biological process: carnitine biosynthetic process. Gene Ontology annotation, molecular function: gamma-butyrobetaine dioxygenase activity; iron ion binding.
UGUCUGCUUCUUCCUGUUGCAGCAGCUGGCUCCGGCACAGGAGACAAGACAGCAGGUAGCUGGUAGAAUUUGUCACCAAAGACCAGAAAUAUGCACUGUGCCAUCUUAAAGGCAGAAGCACUGGAUGGGGCUCACCUGAUGCAGAUCUUUUGGCACGAUGGGGCAGAGUCCCUCUACCCAGCAGUAUGGCUGAGAGACAACUGUCAGUGUUCGGACUGCUAUCUGCAUUCUGCAAAAGCUCGGAAACUACUCCUGGAAGCUCUUGAUGUGAACAUUAGAAUGGAUGACUUGACAUUUGACCAGAAAAAGGUUUAUAUCACUUGGCCCAAUGGCCAUUACAGUGAAUUUGAAGCUAAUUGGCUGAAGAAAAGGUGCUUUUCUCAGGAGGCCAGAGCAAGGCUCCAAGGAGAAUUGUUUUUACCAGAAUGUCAGUACUGGGGCUCAGAGCUCCAGCUGCCAACUCUGAACUUUGAAGAUGUGUUAAAUGAUGAUGACCAUGCAUACAAAUGGCUUUCUAGUCUCAAGAAAGUAGGCAUUGUGAGACUCACUGGAGCAGCUGACAAACGUGGCGAGAUCAUAAAACUUGGGAAAAGAAUUGGCUUCCUGUACCUCACAUUUUAUGGACACACUUGGCAAGUGCAGGACAAGAUUGAUGCCAACAAUGUGGCUUACACAACUGGGAAGCUCAGCUUCCACACAGACUACCCAGCCCUCCACCAUCCACCUGGGGUUCAGCUUCUGCACUGUAUCAAGCAAACAGUCACAGGAGGUGACUCUGAAAUCGUAGAUGGGUUUAAUGUGUGCCAAAAGCUCAAGGAGAAGAACCCCCAGGCUUUUUCUAUUCUCUCCUCCACCUUUGUGGAUUUUACAGACAUCGGAGUGGAUUACUGUGAUUUCUCUGUGCAGUCUAAACACAAGAUUAUAGAGGUGGAUGAUAAAGGCCAAGUGGUUCGCAUCAACUUCAACAAUGCAACCAGAGAUACAGUCUUCGAUGUCCCCAUUGAAAGAGUUCAGCCUUUCUACGCUGCUCUGAAGGAGUUUGUUGACCUCAUGAACAGCAAAGAAUACAAGUACACCUUCAAGAUGAAUCCAGGUGAUGUGAUUACCUUUGACAACUGGCGCUUGCUUCAUGGACGUCGCAGCUAUGAAGCAGGAACUGAGAUAUCCCGCCAUCUGGAAGGAGCUUAUGCUGACUGGGAUGUAGUGAUGUCAAGGCUUCGUAUUCUGAGACAGAGAGUCAUGAAUGGGAACUGAAUAUCCUGGCCUUAAACUGUAGUGCACGUCCAACGACUGAAUGUUGUUAUCUAUAGCCUGGCUAUUCUCAUAUCAUGAUCAAUAGCAUUCACAUAAUAAUUUCUUUAAAACUGAACAUGCAGCUUCUCUCAUCAGAGUCUUCUUCCUUGUAAUCUCAUUCGAUAUCACUUAUUAAACGUCAUGGUAAGGAGCAGUCUCAAAGCAUCCCUUCUGCCGCAUGUAUUCUCUGACUUUGCAUUAGUGAGUAUUAUCUAACAAACCUUUCUGGCAAAUAAAACUUUUUUAUGCAUGAAUAAAGCUUAUGUUUCAAAUAGAAGAUCUUAAAAUAUGUUCCUCCUCAGUUGCCUACAUGGUCUCAUUGUUCAUGACUGCAUAUCAUUAGCACACUUCAAAGGGUGUUCAUAUUUUCGAAGAUCUGGGUUUUUUUUUUCUAUAUUGCAGGACAUUUUUGUACAUGCUUAGAGACCUCAUUCAGUUGAUAAUCCCAACAUUGUUUGUCAUCCUUAAAUCAUGAGAGUAAACCCAAGUAUGACAAAUUAAGAGAAAACUCUAGUCUUUCUAAAUUUGUCUUGUCUAAAAAAUAUGUUCCCAUAGACUGCCAGCAUUGCUCUCACCUAAGGACGAACCACUCCUCCUCAUUCCUUGUCUUCAACUCAUGCAUUUGUAAAUGAUGCUGGCAACCUACAUGAACGGACAAUAUUGUCUUCUUGCCUCUGGACAGCCUUACCAGCUGGUCUCAUCUUUCUGUAUGGCCACACCCCUAGUGAUGGAACUUAGGUAUCAUAGCACAACGUGAUGUUGUAGUCUGUUGAGCCUCCCAUACCAAUGAGAAAAGAAGCUUUGGAAUUCCAGUUUGCUGAGAUUCUGGUAGUACCUUCAUAUUUCAUGUUGUAGACAUUUGAAACUGUGUAAACUUUAUUUUUCUAGAAAUCUUUAACUUCAGUUAGCAUGCAAAGGAGGGGCUUUCAUUGUGGUAACAUCAUCUUAAUACAUGGUUAUCCUUACUUGCUUUCUUCAAUGUCUUGUCUCAUCUUCAUCUUGAUGUUUAAGGUUCUUAGCACUACGCUAAGAAUGGCAAGAGUGAUCACAUUCACCUCAUUUCUGACUUUAGAGGGAAAUCUCUGUCUUUCUUCAUUAAGUAUGAUGUCAUUUACAGGUUCAUCAUAUCUAGCCUUUAAUAUGUAGAGACAUUUUUCUUCUCCUAGUUUCUUCCAACAUUUUAUCCUGAGGGAAAACAUGGGCUUUUUCUAACUAUAUUAAGAUGAUCAUGUGAUUUCUGCCAUAACUCAUAUGUGUGCUGUAUUAACAUUUAUCAAAUUGUAUAUGUUGGAGCAUCGUGGUAUCCCACAAUAAAACCAAUUUUGUCCUCAUGUA